AUGCUCAUUUUGAAGGCGCAAGCUAGCCAGAACUAUAUCGAGCUCGAUACCUACGUACGAAUCGACGCACCCAAACUAGAGCAUCUCGCUAUCAACUGCGAUGUUGACAUCAUUCGCGCAAAUCUUCACUACGUUCGUUUGCUAUCCCGAUCUUCGGCUGGCUUGCGGCAUCUCGACUACGCUCUCUUUUUCAAACGGUGGCAACGAACGCUAUUGGAGCUUCAAAUCGAUGACGCGGGGAAUGACGGGCAUGCGUGUGUCCACGCUUUGCGAGAGCUGAACGGUGGACCUCUACGCGUAUUACGAUUGACUUGUCACAGUCCAGACGGCGGCAAGGUCGACUAUACACCGCAGCCGGCGCUCGAUCUACCCCUUCUUCAACGAUGUUCAACCACUACACAACUGCUCUUCCAGCCCCCACCACCUCUUGAGCAGAUGGACGUAGUUGUACGCAACAUGGAGAUACUAGGCGGAAUGUUGGAGGGCCUGGCAAAUACCAUCUCACUGCGCGUUACAUUUGAGAAGGCGCGCCCUGCACCCGUACUACCCAGGCAGUCCGCGGCCACACGGACUGUAUUCCCCAAGCUUCGCUUCCUUGACGUUGAAACAAGUCUCGACAUGAGCACGGUUCUCCUGCUUAAUGCCAUAGAUUUCCCGUCCUUGUUGAGUCUCAACAUUACACUCGAGAUCAAGACUCGCAAAACCUCUGGACCUUUGCAUUGGACGAUGUACGAAGCGGGCUCAGAGGCGGACAGCGACCAGUCUGCAGAACUCUCCGAGAGCGACUCGGCGGAGACGACAGUCAGCACGGCCAGUAUUGGGUGCUUACAUUCAGUGGUGAAUGAUGGAUAUGAUCUGAUGCAGCAAGGGGACGCCCUUCACGAUCUACGUCCCCACCUCGCCCGCCUUCUGAGUGGACCAGUGAAGCUGGAGGUCAGAACUCGCGCCCGUAUCGGCAACCGCGGUCAACACAUCAAGUUCACUCUCAUCGAUGAACCCAGGAGUCGCUCUGGGACGGAUCCUGAUGACAACCACCAACCUGGACUCCACAUCAAUGUGUACAUUGACUCUGGUUGGUGUAGGUGCACUCGGAACGAAGGCUACGCGGUGUCUGCCGUGCAUGCGCUACCUGCCGUUACUAUCGAAGCAAUAGCGGAGAUACGCGUUGCUGUCGACAUCGAAUGCGGCCCCAAGUCCGCUGGUGCCAAUACCGACAAGGUCGGUCGGUUGUUCGACACUCAGGCACCCGAUGGCGUCGAGACGGGAUACAGAUUUGGAUUCUGGACACCUUCGGACGCGUGUGGGGACGCACACAGCCCAAGAGAGUCCAUGAUACUGCGCAAGGAGCUAUUGUACCUACCUAACGUCCUGAAGUUGGACGUUGAUGUCAUACGGUCGCACCGAUGGGUGGGCAACAGUAUGCUAAGAGCCAUUGUCGCGAAUAACGAGGACGAGCUGGCACGCCGAAGUUCCAGACCGACUUUAUGCAGGCUGCAACACAUAUAUUUAACGGCCAGCAUGAUGGGUCGGUCUGUACGUAUCGACCAGGAGGGAAGUAAGGUUUGGGAGGAGGUGAAACAGUUGGCGAUGGUUCGCCGCCGCAUGUUCGACGCAGGACUGUGCCCUCAACUAUGUCUCGUCCUUGUUGGCAACUUCUGCGCAUGUCGUGGGCCUAUACAUGAAACCACAUACAUUCGCGAGGUCCAAGAUCUCAUUCCCAUCUCUUUCCAGCUCCCCCUUGAUGGCUGCCGCCGCUGCACACUAUCAACAUGA
Molecule: messenger RNA, 1773 nt
Organism: Peniophora sp. CBMAI 1063
Lineage: Eukaryota; Fungi; Basidiomycota; Agaricomycetes; Russulales; Peniophoraceae
Source: the annotation of a GenBank genome assembly